UCAAAAUGACAUUAUUGACAGGAAAGUCAUUAAGAAACCGAUCGAUUGUUGAUGUUUUUUUCUGAUUUAUUUUGUGAUUUUUGUGAUAAUGUACUAAACGUAUACAAUGCACCAGUAUUAUUAGAUAAAGGCCCUGAAAUAUAACCAGUUACGUAUGGGAGGUGAGACACGGAACCAACUUUGUUUGAACUUAGCUGUUUUAAUCCCAAUAUCACUAUGGACUACGACUAUCUUAUUAAACUUCUCUGUGUGGGAGAUUCUGGAGUAGGGAAGACGAGCUUCUUAUAUAAAUACACCGAUGGGGUCUUCCACACGCAGUUUAUUUCCACCGUGGGCAUAGAUUUUAGGGAGAAAAGUGUGAUUUACCAACAGAAUGGGAGGCAGCAUCGCAUUCAUUUACAACUAUGGGAUACAGCUGGGCAAGAGAGAUUCCGCAGCCUGACUACAGCUUUCUACAGAGAUGCCAUGGGAUUCCUUCUCCUGUUUGAUCUGACCAAUGAGGCAUCUUUUCUUGAAGUCAGGAACUGGAUUGAGCAGCUGAAGACUCACAGUCUCUCUGAUGACCCAGAUAUAGUGCUCUGUGGUCAUAAAUGUGAUUUACAAGAAAAAAGGCUGGUCAACCAGAAUCGUGCCCGGGAAUUUGCCAAGAACUACAACUUGCCAUACUUAGAGACUAGUGCCAAAUCCGGACAAAAUAUCGACCGAGCUAUCGAGAUUUUACUUGACCGCAUCAUGAACAGAAUGGAGUCUUCAGUGGAGUAUGCGAUGCUCUGUGCGUCAGGCCGCCGUCGUCAGUCUCUCCAGAAACUGCAAGCCAACAAGGACAAGAAGUUUUGUUCAUGCUAAGUUUUAUAGUCUGUGAUUUUAUACUAUCUUAUACACUAUCUUACCUUGGAACUAAAAAUAUUUGACUAUACACUUUAUGAACAUCUAUUAUAUAAAAAUAAGUCGGGUUUUCCUUCCUGACGCUAUAAUUCCAGAACGCACGAACCGAUUUCCACGGUUUUGCAUUCGUUGGAAAUGUCUCGGACGGUUUAUAGCAAAGAAAAAUCAGGAAAAAUUUAAGAGAAAAGCAGGAAAACAGGGAAAAUCAUUGGUGGCGAAACGGAGUUCGCCGGGUUUGCUAGUAUUUUAUAAACUUCAAAAACAUUUUAUAUUUAUAAUCUUGGAACCAAAAAAUUGUUUAUUCCAAAGGGUCUACGGUUAAUGAGACUGAUUUUUGUUUUCUAGUUCAUGGAACUAAUUUGUUUUACAUUCCAUCCUUCUUACUGUACUUUUGAAAAGUGAUUUUUGACAUUUAUGUCUAUAAUAGUUUUAUUUUUUGUGUAUUUCUUUUUUACAAUGUUAAUGAUCUGAAUUUCGUACAAUAUUUACAGGUUUACAUUUAUUCUCGAAUUUUUGAAAGUCAGGUUUGUCGUUAUUUUAGGGAUGGCCAUAACUCGAGCCGAAUACUAGCAUUUAAUUACUAUUCGGCGAAAUAUUCUAACAAAAUAAAUAUCAGGCAAACUAUUACUUUUAUUACUUUUAUCUUUUUAAUAUUUAAGAUACAAUAUCUUAGCCAAUCUGAAAAGAUUUAUCUAUGAUAGUUAUUUUAUAUCCUGAGAAAUUUUAAUGUAGAAUAUUUAUCGAUUGUUGCUUUCUUUAUCGUAAGUGCAGGGUAAGCCUAGUCACGCGAAGUUUUGAAGUCGUAGAGUUAUUUUAUUAUUAACUAAUACACAAUGGACCUAUGCACUUGACUUAAUAGCUUGAACAAUUAAAUAAAUACACAGUAUUAAUUUGAAACUCGCGUAUCUUCAGAUACGCUGAAUUCUGAUGUAAUGUGUGACGUUGUUUUACACUGAUUGCUUAUUGUAUGUAACCAGUGCUAUUGCAUACAUACACCUCAUUUUUAUAUAUUUCUAAGGCCUCGUUUCUCUAUGUUAAAUGUUCAAUGAAGUACCUAUUUGUUUCAUUCAAACGUUAGGUAUAGUGACUGAUAUCAUUCAAAUAUUCGGCUUUCAUACUUAACAUCACUAUUAGGUUCGGCGAAAACUCGGCCUGCAAGCAAACUUCAACCUUGUGUAUAGGUCCAUUGUGUAUUAGAAUCGUAUUGUUGUAAGCUUGUUUCUGUUGUUGAAUGUUUUGCACAAGUGUGAUAUUUUAGUAGCACAAAUUAAUAACUUAUUAAAUAAAGUGUAUCCAGUGAGUUUUGUCUGCUUAAGUCUGCUGUUUUUGGGAAAAAUCUUAUGAUAUUUGAUAUUGAGGAGUUAACCCUAGUCUAUGGAAAUGAUACUAAUCUGAAUGAAUUGUUAUACACUUUUUAUAUUUGAAUAAUAUUUAGAUUGUAAGUCGACAUUAGCGUCGGGAUGUGUUUAUGCUAGACGAGAUGUCAUAAAAUGUGAACAUUUAAUAAAGCUGUAACUUCAAUUUAGUCCGUGAAUCGCUAAUAAAUGCAAAAAUAAAACAAGCAGACCUAUAAGGCAAGCGUCUACAAGCCCGCAUCGUACGCAACACAAGUCGUAUGACGUCAUCAGUACGCAUCGCAUGUAGGCAUUGCUGAUGAUGCAGUGCAUACGAUGCGGAUCAGUGGACGCAGUUAUAUGAGUUUCUAUUCAAGACAAACUAAAAUCCGUUACGUGCGAUGCGUACGAUGCGGGCCUGUGGGCGCGCACCUAUAGACAGUUUGACAUCUUCCCUGUUAUCAAAUACCCGCAUCACUUUUAUUCUAGAUUCUCCUCGUUUAGUCUAAACACAUCUCAUGUCGUGAAAGAAGUAUACUUGAUCACGAAUGCGUUAUCUACAUACAUUAUAUUAAUAUCUAGGUACUGUUUAAGAAAGUAGCAAACUUAAUGAGUCUGUAUACCCCUAGAAAUAUUCCUAAUAAAUCCGUUCCUCGUAUAAUUGAUAACAAUAUACCAACCCUAGUAGAUAAAUCUCGUUGUCAAAUUAAAUAUUAUACCUGUACAUAACUAAUGUGACAUUUUAAGGACGAACCACAGUUCAGUACACUUAGUAUGAGUUUGCUUUACGUUGAACGAAAACGAAAUGAGAGCGCGUUCGGCGCUCUGAUUGGCCGACGUGAAUGAACUAACCAAUCAGAGAGCCAAACGCGCUCUCGUUUCGUUUUCUUUCAAUGUAAUGCAAACUCAUACUAAUGGUACAGAAAGUAUACGUCAAAUAAGCCGAAUAUUCGGCUUACCAAAUAUAAGGAUAUUUACUACAUUUUUAAAUAAAGGCUUUAUUUAAUUAAAAAUCUUGCCAUAAUUAUUAAGUUUAUGCUAAUCAAUUCUAGUCAUAUUUAAUCAAUUUUAUAAUAAUAUGAACGCGCAAACUGAGAAAGGGCGCAAAAAUUCAAACGAAACUUUCGUCGUUAUUGUGAUCGGCUUAAAAACCUAUAUUUAUUAUUAAAUAAUAUUUUGUAUCGUAUUAAUUAAAAUAUUAAGAUUUACCCUUGACCAAAUUACGAUUUAUAUACAUACUUAUUAUGAAGUGUCAAUUUUGUGUACAAUUAUUGUCUAUUUGAUGUUUUCUGUGUCAUUCAAUUACAUAAUAUGAUUAUUGAA
Molecule: messenger RNA, 3542 nt
Organism: Spodoptera frugiperda (fall armyworm)
Lineage: Eukaryota; Metazoa; Arthropoda; Insecta; Lepidoptera; Noctuidae
Gene: Rab27
Product: ras-related protein Rab-27A
Exons: 5
Coding region: 217-846 (209 amino acids)
Biological process (GO): positive regulation of exocytosis; melanosome transport
Cellular component (GO): secretory granule; melanosome
Molecular function (GO): GTP binding; GTPase activity
Source: RefSeq, a predicted model, not a curated record